This is a messenger RNA of Arachis ipaensis, 636 nucleotides long. The record is from RefSeq and is a predicted model, not a curated record. Lineage: Eukaryota; Viridiplantae; Streptophyta; Magnoliopsida; Fabales; Fabaceae.
AUGAGGUACGACGAAACGCAAGACCCGUUGGAACAUCUCACGGCCUUUGAGGCUAGAAUGAACCUUGAGGGAGUGGGAGACGAGGUAAGGUGCCGCGCCUUUCCGGUCACUCUGGCGGGGCCUGCAAUAUGGAUUGCAAAGGCGAAGCACCCAAUCAACCUGCUCGGGGUGACCCAGCGACCCGACGAGUCGACCAGGAAAUACCUAGACAGAUUCAACGAUGAGUGCCUGGAAAUCGACGGGCUGACGGACUCAGUCACGAGUUUGUGCCUGACGAACGGACUCCUGAACGAGGACUUCAGAAAGCACCUUACCACGAAACCAGUGUGGAGUAUGCAGGAAAUCCAAUGUGUGGCCAAGGAGUACAUCAACGACGAAGAAGUGAGCCGAGUCGUGGCUACCAACAAACGGCAGCCCUCUCACAACCAAGACCGGCACCGCGGAAGCGGAGAAGGACAAAAGGAACACGCCAGAGACGGCGGCCCGAGCAAGGCUCCCAGACCAUUCCCUCGUGUCGGGAAGUUCACCAACUACACUCUCCUUACCACGCCGAUCAUGGAAGUUUAUCAACAAAUUGCCGAAAAGGGGAUCUUGUCGAAGCCUCGACCACUGAAGGAACGAACAGGGGGAAACUGA